AUACUAUUGAUUGCCUGGCUGUCAGGGUCCUGCCCACAUCCAAUAUGGCUGCCGGCGGCUCCUCAGCGCUGAUGGUGGCGGCGGCGGCCGUGGCCCUAGGCGGCGGGCUGAUCCUAGUGGCUCGCCGACUGAUGAGCAGCAACGUCCGGGCCGCGGCCUCUGCCCUGAUGCGGGGCAAGACGGUGAUCAUCACCGGGGCCAACUGCGGGAUCGGCCGGGCCACGGCCGCCGAGCUGCUCAGGCAGCAGGCUCGCGUCAUCCUGGCGUGCAGGGACCGGGACCGGGCGGAGGAGGCGGCCCGAGAGCUGAGGCUAGAGGCCGGGGACAGCGGGGAGAUCAGUGUCAGGGAGCUGGACCUGAGCUCCCUGCAUUCAGUCCGGCGCUUCUGCCAGGAGGUGGUGAAGGAAGAAACUCGCCUUGAUGUGCUCAUCAACAACGCCGGGGUUUUUCAGUGCCCCUACAUGAAGACGGAAGACGGGUUCGAAAUGCAGUUUGGCGUGAACCACCUAGGUCACUUCCUCCUCACUCACCUCCUCAUUGGCCUCCUGAAAAGCUCCGCCCCCAGCAGGAUCGUGGUCGUUUCCUCUAAACUCUAUAAAUACGGUGAAAUCAAUUUUGAUGAUUUAAACAGUGAGAAGAGCUACAGUCGAAGCUUUGGUUACAGCCGCAGCAAAUUGGCGAACGUCUUGUUCACUAGAGAGCUGGCGAGGCGCCUGGAAGGCACCGGGGUGACGGUCAAUGUCCUUCAUCCUGGAAUAGUCCGAACCAAUUUAGGAAGGCAUAUUAAUAUCCCUGUCUUGAUCAAACCGCUGUUUAAUGUUGUGUCCUGGGCUUUCUUUAAAACCCCUGAGGAAGGCGCUCGGACCUCUGUCUACUUGGCAUCCUCUCCAGAAGUGGAGGGGGUAUCUGGAAAAUAUUUUGGUGACUGCAAAGAGGAAGACCUCUUGCCGAAAGCUAUGGACGACUUGGUUGCUAGGAAACUCUGGGAUAUAAGUGAAGUCAUGGUUGGCCUUAUUAAAUAAGUGUAGGACUGAUCAGAUGUGGUUACCAAUUGUUCUUCCAGUGUAAAGUACUGUAAAAAAAAUAUAGACCUAUAUAGAGACAAUAUGGUUUUAAAACAAAAUAAAGAAUAUUCUUAGCAUUAAAUAUUAAGCAAA
Molecule: messenger RNA, 1157 nt
Organism: Pseudophryne corroboree (corroboree frog)
Lineage: Eukaryota; Metazoa; Chordata; Amphibia; Anura; Myobatrachidae
Gene: RDH14
Product: retinol dehydrogenase 14
Exons: 2
Coding region: 45-1022 (325 amino acids)
Source: RefSeq, a predicted model, not a curated record